Molecule: messenger RNA, 3231 nt
Organism: Peromyscus eremicus (cactus mouse)
Lineage: Eukaryota; Metazoa; Chordata; Mammalia; Rodentia; Cricetidae
Gene: Setdb2
Product: SET domain bifurcated histone lysine methyltransferase 2
Exons: 20
Coding region: 706-3147 (813 amino acids)
Biological process (GO): negative regulation of gene expression; heterochromatin organization
Cellular component (GO): nucleus
Molecular function (GO): histone deacetylase binding; DNA binding; histone binding
Source: RefSeq, a predicted model, not a curated record
CCUGGGCGCUGAGCGGCAGCGGCUGUGGCCAAUGGGCGUCUGGGCGGGCCGGGGAAGGCGGGCGCCGCGGACCGGCGAAGCUCGCUGCCGGCGCGAGUCUCCCGGGCUGAGGUGAGGGCGUCUCUUGACAGGCGGCUCAGGUGUGAGGCGCGCCGGGAGGGUGCGCUGCGGGUCGGCCCGGCUCUCCCCGCGCGCGCCGGCGGCUCGCGGUUCCGGUAGCUGAGGCGGCCCGGGCUCUCAGUUGCGUUUUCUCCCUCGUCUGUCUUGGGGCGCUCGCCUUCGUGGCUGGGGGUUCCUGAGCAACUUGGCUGUGACGGGCUGUGGGCAGCGAAGCACAGAGUAAAACGGCGAAGCAGGACUCUGGGAGGUCUGCACACUGGUCCACUCCACAAGAAUGUUUGCUGCAUUUGUGGACCAAAGCAUGGGAUUAAUUUUUAUUUUUGGAAAGACAGUGCCAGUGGUCCUCCUCCAGCUGUCAGUUUGGCGUUAAUGAAGAUGCUUGCCUGUUUUGCAUGGACUGGUCAUCAUUCUGAGUGUCUCUUCAAGCACAGCUCUGUUUGGAAACUCGAGUAUCCAAGAGUUUGGGUAAUGGCAUAAGACAUCCUCUGAGGACUGCAGAGUUUAUAGAGACUCCGUCUGGACUCUCCAGAGUGGCACUCUUGAUUCACUGAAUUUGGAAGAAUUUUAUAUAAGUAACAACAAAAGAUGGGAGAAAGAAAUGGUGAUGCAAGGAGUUUCUGGAUGAAGCUUCAAAAUGAUGGUAAAGUGGACUUUAUGUUUGAAAAAACACAAGAUGUGCUGCAGUCACUGAAACAGAAGAUAAAAGAUGGGUCUGCCACAAAUAGAGACUGUGUCCAAGCAAUGAUUUUGGUAAAUGAAGCAAAUAUAAGUAACAGUCCAACAAAGGAUCAUAUACCUAUGACUCAGAAUGAACAGGAAAACAAAUCAAAUGCAUUUCCCUCUACAUCAUGUGAAAACUCCUUUCCUGAGGACCGUACCAUUCUAUCUCCAGGAAAAGAAGCAUUCCUUCCUGUAACCAGGAAAGCUGCAGACCUGGGGAAGAAGGAACCCCCUUUGAGUGUGUCUUUCUGUGGCCAUAUCUGCUCUAGUGCUUGUCUAAUGGAAACACCACUGUCAUUGAAGGGAGAAAACCCUCUGCAGCUACCAAUCAGAUGUCACUUCCAAAGACGACACGCAAAAACAAACUCUCAUUCUUCUGCUCUCCACGUGAAUUAUAAAACGCCCUGUGGACGGAGUCUACGAAACAUGGAGGAAGUUUUUCAUUACCUUAUUGAGACAGAGUGUAACUUUUUAUUCACAGACCACUUUUCUUUCAAUACUUAUGUUCAGUUGACUCGGAAUUACCCAAAACAAGAUAAAGUUGUUUCUGAAGUGGAUAUUAGUAACGGAGUGGAAUCAGUGCCGAUUUCUUUCUGUAAUGAAAUUGACAGGAGGAAACUUCCACAGUUUAAGUACAGAAAGACAGUAUGGCCCCGAGCAUACUACCUAAAUUUUUCCAACAUGUUUUCUGAUUCAUGUGACUGCUCUGAGGGCUGUAUAGACAUAAAAAAAUGUGCAUGUCUUCAGUUGACAGCAAAGAAUGCGAAAGCAUGUCCCUUGUCACCUGAUGCAGUAUGUACUGGAUAUAAAUAUAAAAGGCUGCAGAGACUCAUACCUACUGGCAUUUAUGAAUGCAACCUGUUGUGCAAAUGUAACCGUCAGUUGUGUCAGAACCGAGUCGUCCAACAUGGUCCCCAGGUGAGGCUACAGGUGUUCAAAAGUGAGAAGAAGGGCUGGGGAGUACGCUGCCUGGAUGACAUUGACAGAGGGACAUUUGUGUGCAUUUAUUCAGGAAGAUUACUAAGCAGAGCCACUCCUGAGAAAACUAAUACUGAUGAAAAUGAAAGAGAACAACAAAACAUUGUAAAAAAUACGCUUUCCAAAAAGAGGAAGAUAGAAGUUGCAUGUUCAGAUUGUGAAACACAUCCUAGAAGUCCUAAAACUGAGAAAUGUUCUACUAAGUUUAGUAGUAAUCUCAAAGAGCCUGUUAUGGAAAUGAACUAUAGAAAUAUUUCAAGAACUCAGCGUCUCUCAGUCAUUAGAAGCCCUAAAUUCAAGACAGCUGUUUUUCAUUACAAUGAGAAAAGCAUGGGAUUUGUGUCCUCAGAAUCUACCACCCCCGAAGAUAAGAAUGGGUUUAAACCAGCUCACGAACACAUAAACUCUAAAGCUAGAGCUCACGGGGUCUGUCAGGUUACAGAAAAGAUGGAAAAAAGGACAUGUGCCCUCUGCCCCAAAGGCCACGACUGGAGUGUGAUAUACUUUGCACCAUCGGAGAAUAUAGCUGCUCAUGAAAAUUGUUUGCUGUAUUCAUCAGCACUGGUGGAAUGUGAAGCUCAUGAUAAUCUCAAUAAAUCUAGAAAUUUUGCUGUGAAAUCGGUAAAGAAAGAGAUCUGGAGAGGAAGAAGAUUGAGAUGCACAUUUUGUACUAAAGGAGGAGCCACCGUGGGAUGUGACUUACCAUCCUGUUCCAAGAAUUACCACUUUUUCUGUGCCAAAGAGGACAAUGCAGUUCUACAAGUUGAUGGAGUUGAAGGAACUUACAAAUUAUUUUGCCGACAACAUGCUCCAGAACUACCAGGGACCAGUCAAAGUGCUGAGAGCCCAAGCUUGCAGAAAGGGAAAGGAAAGAAGAAAUGCCUCCCAUCAGGCUCCCCUGAACAGCCACCAAAGAAAUUGGGCAGAUUCAAAAGACGUAUGAGAGAAGAGCCCCGCAGCCACAGAGAUGCAACUGCCAAAGUUCCUUUUCUUAAGAAAUGCAAGGAAGCAGGACUUCUUAAUGAAUUAUUUGAAGGGAUACUGGAAAAACUUGAUUCAAUUCAAGGAAAACUCCUGAGUGAGACCGCUUCAGAAUCAGACUAUGAAGAGAUCGAUACUUUACUGUUGGACUCUGGAUUGUUUGAAGACACAUUAAUAAAAUUCCAAGAAGUAAUAAAGAGUAAAGCUUGUGAACAUGAAGAAAGGCAGAGGCUGCUGAAGGAGCAGCUCGAGGCACUUGGGAACUUAACGCAAACUUUGUGCUCAUUUCAAGAAAAUGGAGACCUGAACUACUCAAGCUCUACUUCAGGAUCCUCUCUGUUUCCCUGAGGACCACCAGUUCAAAUGCCCAGUCUACUAAGAUGCAAGCAGGCUGGAAGACAGCCUGUGACAGCUACAUAGGUCCCCAUCCCU